Pocillopora meandrina is the source of this 7431-nucleotide messenger RNA. The record is from the annotation of a GenBank genome assembly. Lineage: Eukaryota; Metazoa; Cnidaria; Anthozoa; Scleractinia; Pocilloporidae.
AUGGAGUCGCUUUUGGUAAACCUCAAGAAACAAGUUACUUGUUCGAUUUGCCUCGAUAACUACACCGAGCCCAAAACUAUAUCAUGUCUUCACACGUUUUGCUGUGAAUGUUUGGAGAAACAUGCAAGAGUAAGCCAGAAACAGGGAAAAUUCAGAUGCCCCGAGUGUCAGGCAGUGAUCGAUUUACCAGAAGGAAAUCGCUUCGACCGUUUACCCAACAGCUUUUUCCAUAAAAGCUUGUUGAGUCUUCUCGCUGUUCGACAGAGUGGUGAUGCAAGUAGUAUUACUUGUUAUCAAUGCAGUGCAAACAACUCUCAGAUGUACUACUGCUUCGAUUGCGGACGAUUCAUGUGCCCUGAUUGUUUCAAUGCACAUGAACUGCUCCAAAAGUCUUUUCAAGGACACAAAGUCACACCACUUCAAGACUUCAAAACAGAAGAUUACGAAGUAUUUUUAAAGCGACAACCGUUUUGUUCUCAACAGUUCCACGAGAGAGAAAUUACACGGUUUUUUUGCUCGCAGUGUCAAGUUUGCAUUUGUCAAAUUUGCAUAGUCACGGAUCAUCAAAACCACAAAGUUGUUCUUCUCGACAAAGCAGCACACGAGGAGAAGGAUAACAUCAUGUCGGGCGCUAAAUUGAUCAAGAAAAUGGAAAGCGAGCUCCAGGAAGUUAUUAAGCAGUUCGAAGAAACUAUUUCUAAGCUGGAAAGCAAUUUGGCAACCGCUAAGCGAGGCGUCGAGCAAACAGCUGAACAAAUGAUCGCAAAUAUUCGAGAGCGCGAGCGAGAGGCGUUAGAAUCCCUCGAGGCAACACGCGUAUCAAGACUCCACAAAAUUAACUCGGCUAAACAGGAAGUGGAAUCCUUAGUAAAACAAAUGAACCAAGCAGCUCAGUUUGCGGAAAACCUGGUGCAGAGAACGUCAAGCUCGGAUAUAAUGCAGAACAAAGAAACUUUAAAGACCAAAUUUGAAGAGCUUCUGCGACUUGAAGUUCCUAAACAUCAACAGACGACAUUCAUCAAAUUCACUGCGGCAUCUCAAAAGGACUUGAAACUGGGUUUCAUCGAAGUCACUGAUGACACCGCAAAGGCAGCUAAAUCAACUUUAGAAGGACUGAAUCAAACUUUCCAGGCUGGUGUAGAAGCAGAGUUUACGUUAUGUCCAAAGACAUCUGGAGGAGAGAUGAUUAACCAGGCUGAUCUUAAAAGUCGAGUUGAAUUUAUGAUUAAACCCGUCAAGGAAGUUGCAGACGUGAUUGUUGAAGAGAAAGAAGACGGCAAUCUAACAUUGAAGUUUACUCCCAAAGUACCUGGCGUCUAUAGCAUUGAGGUAAAGAUUAAUGGUGAUAAACUACCGACCUGUCCCAUCACUGUACAGGUAAAAGAACGUGAACUUGUUGUGGUGGGCGAGGUGAAAUUAAAGUUCUUUCCAGGGGAUACGCUUGAUCGGUUAUAUGGGAUUGCUAUGAAUACAGAAGGCCAGAUAGUUGUGACAGAUAACAUAGGCAACUGCUUUUAUGUAUUUAAUAAAAAUGGCAAGUGUUUAAGAAAAAGCAGAGGCGAAGGUAGCAAUACGGUACAAUUUCAGUACCCUGAUGGCAUUUCGUUCUUAAAUGACAACGAAGUCCUAAUUGCAGAUUACGGCAAUAAUAGAAUACAUCGACUUAAUAUUCAGACAGGAACUGUAGUAAAAAGUUUUGGGAAAAAAGGCAGAAAAAAAGGCGAGCUUCACAGUCCAAUAGACGUUACUGCGGAUGAUGAGGGGCGCAUUGUUGUGACCGAGUGGGGCAAUCAUAGGAUACAGGUGAUGUCAAAGGAGGGAAAAUCUAUUUUCACAUUUGGAGACAAAGGCCCAGAGAAACUUAAUGGUCCAACCUGCUGCAUUUCUUACAAAAACAUGUUUUUCGUUUCUGAUAGAAACAACCACUGCAUAAAAGCUUUUGAUCAGUCAGGAACAUUCUUAUACAAGUUUGGCAAAGAAGGGAAUCACGAUGGACAAUUUAAAAUACCUUACGGUUUGCUUGUAGACAGCUCCAAUAAUCUUCUAGUAUGUGACUUUGGCAAUAACCGAGUUCAACAGUUUUCUUUAGACGGUUGCUUCACCGGCAAAAGUAUCACUCGAUUAUCUCAGCCUAUGGCGAUAACAAAAGCACCAGACGGGCGUGUUCUUGUUACUAGCCAUGAUCAGAAAAAAGUGUUCAUUUUGAAAUAGACUUUUUCAAAAAGGAACUUUGCUUCUUAAGCCGCUAUUUACCUGUGUUUCGUUUUAUUGUUAAUGCUGUUUUAUCACUUUUCUGGAAGAACUCUCAGCGAUAACAUCAAGACUUACAACUACACUUGGAGACAAAAACCUUUUGACUUAAAGUGAUUCAAGCCGUUUUAAUCUUCUCCAUCCCACUUCACUUGGCCAUCCAUGUUUCUUCUCGGUUUAUUAAUAUCCUCUUUAAUUGCUAUUUCUCCGAUCUGAAGUUUUGUUUGUUUAUUUUUUUUAAAAAAAGGUCAAGGUAUUUCUGUGCAUCGUCGACAGCGAUUUGAAUUUUCUAAACCAAGAAAUUUGAGAGAGAAUCCCCAAAAUUAUUUAGUGUUACAGAAAAACUACAUGCUGUAGAGAAACAUUCGACAACGUCGACUAUUUUAUAGGCUGAGAAUAUAUAGGUGGAAAACGUUUAGACCAUGUGAUGCUUUUUGAAAUCACUGAUUGAUCAGGAUAGAUUAGGUUCUGAUUUUUCAAUUUAAGAAAAUAUAUCUUUAAUUAAAGUUUAAUUCAAGAACAAUUUAUAAUUGCAUGAUUUCACAUGUAUAAGUAAUCAACGAGCACAUGAAGUAAGGUAACAACUGUUUUUAAAAAUGGGCAUCUAUUGGGUAAUUACGUCAUAAUUAGAGGUGGUUAUUGAUUUUCUAACUAAGCUGAAGUGCUAGCUUUAAACUGCUUUGAAAAAUAGUCCCAGGUUUUGUCGCAGAUAAUAAAACGAGAAAAAUUAGAAAUUCAUUGAAUAAAUGAGAUUUGAAAGUUUUAUCUAGUUUGUUUUUAUGAAUGAUUAGAAAAUAACUUUCAGUGUUUAAUAUAGGUAACAUUUUGAAAUGAAGUUAUUUAAAAAUUUCAUUGGAUACAUCUUCUAAAAAAUUGCAAAAUCAUCAGCAGCUUGGUUUCCCUGGAAAAUAAAAUAAUAAUUUGUCUACGUUUACAAAUAUACAUGAAUAACUAUUGCGGACCUAUUUCUGCUGCAAACCUUUGGGUCCGUUUGGAGAAAUGAGAAGUAUCCAUAGUUAAGACAACUGAGGAUGAUCCUCUUUUGGUUGAGAUGUACGUCGAAUGUGUGAAAGUGUAACGAAAUCGUUUUCAUAUAAACUCACCCACUUCCCGCCUUUAACGGGAAGCGAAAUAGACUUGCGGCAUGUGGCUAAUUUACGUGCCUUCCUGUCUGACCUGAAGAUUUUAGUACAAACUCUAAUCCGCUCCCGAUUUCCGGUGUUAUCAUGGCCAAUUUACAUUAUCAACGCAGUUGACAAGAAAAAAUCAUUUUGAUACUCUGUCCAUUAAAAUUAUCACGUAGGAUUUUUUUUUUAACUGAAAGAAAAAUUGAAGCUUUGGUCGUGCUUUUUUUCGUUAAGGACCUUAAUGAUUCGACAGUUAAUCAAAUUCCAGGAAUUGCCGCCUUUAACGGGAAGCCAAAUAAACAAGAGGCAUGUGGCUAAUUUGUAUAAAUCAGCUUGCGUGCCUUCCUGUCUGACCUGAAGAUUGAAAUACGAUUCUAAUCCGCUCACGAUUUCCGGUGUUAUCAUGGCCAAUUUACAUUAUCAACGCAGUUGACAAGAAAAAAUCAUUUUGAUACUCUGUCCAUUGAAAUCAUCAAGUAGGAUUUUCUUUUUCAACUGCAAAGAAAAAUUGAAGCUUUGGUCGUGCUUUUUUUCGUUAAGGACCUUAAUGAUUCGACAGUUAAUCAAAUUCCAGGAAUUGCCGCCUUUAACGGGAAGCCAAAUAAACAAGCGGCAUGUGGCUAAUUUGUAUAAAUCAGCUUGCGUGCCUUCCUGUCUGACCUGGAGAUUGAAAUACAAACUCUAAUCCGCUCACGAUUUCCGGCGUUAUCAUGGCUAAUUUACAUUAUCAACUCAGUUGACAAGAACAAAUCAUUUUGAUACUCUGUCCAUUAAAAUUAUCAAGUAGGAUUUCCAUUUUCAACUGAAAAGAAUAAAUUGAAGUUUUUGUCUUUCUUUUUUUUUUUCUUUAAGAACCUUAAUGAUUCGACCGUUGAUCAAAUUCUAGAAUAUUUAGAAGCAUGCGUUAAAAAAAAGGAUAAACAGAUAAACAGUUGCAUGUCACAAACGGAAGAGGUCAUGGCAGAUUUCCGUUCUGUUUUCUCGGAAAUCUAAAUAUAGUAUUAAAAGGCAGCUUUCUAGUUUUUCAAAAGAAAAUAAUUCAUUUUCUGUUUACCGUAUCUGAACGAUUUCCUCGAAAACAUUAGCGUCUUGUCUACACUUUUAAAGUUCUCUGGGAAUGACUAGUCCAUGCAUGAUAGACUCCAUAUAGGAUAGAAGGGAAAUAGAGUCGAAUGUCUCGCCAGGUAAAGCAAAAAACAAGUUUUGGUCAAAGUUGAUGAAGACGUUGUGAGACAAAUUCCCUUUCAUGCUUUCAUGAGCGAUAGAUGGUUGCCACAGACGAAGGAAGGAGGGGGAGAGGGUGGGGAGAGAAGGACUGACCACAUUUUAAAGAAAUACAAAGGCCAACACAUUUCUAAAAUGAGCCGUUUAUACGCGUUUUGCGAUUUUCAGACCCUCGACGUUCCUCAUCUAAAUAUUUUCCUCCCAUAACGCCCCCAAGGCUUUCCCUCCAGCUACAAUCCAUCCAACGAAGUCAACUGAGCCAAGGAACGUGACUGGCCAGAAAUAGAUCCAGUUAAAUGAAUAAUGUCUUCUUUUCUAGGAAUCUGAAGCAAAGGCGAAGUGUUUAAAUUGUUUGUAAGGAUUAUCCAUCCCGAUGUGGAGUUACGUGCAAAAUUUUUUUUCCUCGAAAUGCGCAUCGAUAACAGUUUAAGAACUUCUGGUGCGACUAGAAUCAAUUUCGUUCUAUAAUAAAUUGAGUGCACGAAGCUUCGUUUGCUGCGUUUUUCCAAACCAUAUUUAGUCAAAUUUUUGUCUUUAAUUGCUUAUAUUUCAAGCAACUUUAUUUACCCUGGGUUCAGUUGUCUAAAAUCGAGGCUUCAUCUCAGGCAACAACGUCUUUUUAUCAUUACAAAAAAGUCAGCUUAGUCCUGAAGUGCAAUCGGCCAGAGGAAGUCAGCUGUCAUAGACUUUGCGCUGUUUUCUCCGAAACUGAAACAAUAUCUCGGAUUUCGUAUGAAUGUUUUGAUAGGGCUCGUCCCUUUAAUAUAAGUAACACAUCAGUUAACUACAGUUUAAGGCGAUCAUCAUGAAUCCUCUCUUGAAGAGUCUCAAGAAACAAGUUACUUGCUCGAUUUGUCUCGAUACCUACACCGAGCCCAAAACCAUAUCAUGUCUUCACACAUUUUGCUGUGAGUGUUUACAGAGACAUGCAAUAGAGAACCAGAGACAAGAGAAAUUCCGAUGCCCCGAGUGUCAGGCAGAAAUCGAUUUACCACAAGGAAAUUGCUUCGACCGCUUGCCUAGCAGCUUUUUCCACAAAAGUCUGUUAGGUGUCCUUCUUGAAGCGGAAGAUUGCGAAGCCAUUGCGAGUCAACAACUGGACACUUGCUCGCAACAUACGGAAGAAAGAGUACGAUAUUACUGCUCCUCGUGUGAAGCGUGUAUUUGUCCGAUUUGCGUCACCGAAGACCACCAAGGCCAUGCGUUUGAAAUGCUUGAAAAAGCAGUGCAAGAGGAUAAGAAAAACAUUAUGUCGACUGUCGAGACCAUCAAGGAAAAGGUAAACUUGUUUCGAGCACAGUUAGAAAAAACAUCAGAGGAUGUGGAAAUGAUUAUCGCAAUCGCUAAACAGGAAGUGUCGGAGGCAACUGAACACGUGAUCACAAAGACGAGACGACAAGAAAAACAGCUCUUAGAGUCCUUAGAAAUAACACGUAAAAAAAGAAUAGAACGAAUCAACUCGGCUAAACAAGAACUGGAAUCUCUAAUAAAAAAAAUUAACCAAGCAGCUGAAUUUGCGGAGAGUCUGGUGCAACGAAGAUCAGCCGUGGAUAUCAUACAAAACAGAAACAAAUUGAGGCAGAAACUUGAAGAGCUUCGUAGAGUUGAAGUUCCAAAACAUCGCCAGGCUACAUUUGUCAAAUUUACUGCCGCAUCGCAACACAACUUUAAACUGGGUUCUAUUCAGGUCUCCGAGAAGCCGGCAAUCGCAGCUAAAUCAACUCUAGAAGGACUGGAUCAAACUUUUCAAGUUGGUGUAGAAGCAAAGUUUACGUUGUGCCCACGGACAUCUGGCGGAGAGAUGAGUGACCACGCUGAUCUCAAAGAUCAACUCGAAUUGCUAAUAACACCCGCCAAAGAUGUGACGAAUGUGACUCUUGAUGAGAAAUAUGACGGUAACGUUAGGCUGAAGUUUAUUCCCAAAGUACCUGGGGCCUACAGCACUGAGGUGAAGAUUAAUGGCGAUAAACUACCCACCUGUCCUAUCACUGUGCAGGUUAAAGAACGUGAACUUGUCGUGGUCGGUGAGUUGAAGUUAAAUUUCUUUCCAGGGCACACGCUUGAACGGUUAUACGGAGUUGUUGUGAAUACAGAAGGCCAGAUAGUUGUGACAGAUAACCUUGGCAACUGUGUAUAUGUUUUUGAUAAAGAUGGCAACUGUAUGAGAAAAAUCGGAAGCAAGCGUAGCCAUACAGGACAAUUUCAGUUUCCUAAUGGCAUUUCGUUUUUAAAUGACAACGAAGUCCUAAUUGUAGACUUAGGCAAUUGCAGAAUACAACGAGUUAAUAUUCAGACAGGAACUGUAGUGAAAAGUUUUGGAAAAGAAGGCAGACAAAAAGGAGAGUUUAGCGGGCCAGUAGACGUUACUGUGGAUGAUGACGAACGCAUUGUUGUAACCGAGUGGGGCAAUAAUAGGAUACAGGUGAUGUCAAAGGAGACAGAGUCUAUUUUCACAUUUGGAGACAAAGGUCCAGAGAAACUUCAUUAUCCAAGCUGCUGCAUUCCUUAUAAAAAGAUGUUUCUCGUAUCUGAUGCAGGCAACCACUGUAUAAAAGCUUUUGAUCAGUCAGGAACAUUCUUAUACAAGUUUGGCAAAAAAGGGCAUCAAGAUGGGGAAUUUAAAAUGCCGCAUGGUUUGCUUGUAGACAGCUCCGAAAAUCUUCUAGUAUGUGACUCUGGCAAUAAUCGAGUUCAGCAGUUUUCUUUAGACGGUCGCUUCGCCGGCAAAAGUAUCACUCGUUUAUCAGACCCCACUUCGAUAACAAAAGUACCAGACGGGCGUAUUCUUGUUACUAGCUUUGAUGAGAAAAAAGUGUACAUUUUGAAAUAG